Acanthochromis polyacanthus (spiny chromis) is the source of this 1857-nucleotide messenger RNA. RefSeq names its product 2-aminomuconic semialdehyde dehydrogenase-like. Gene Ontology annotation, biological process: retinoic acid metabolic process. NCBI's taxonomy places the organism in Eukaryota, Metazoa, Chordata, Actinopteri, Pomacentridae. The transcript is spliced from 7 exons. The record is from RefSeq and is a predicted model, not a curated record. The coding region runs from base 92 to 1561 and encodes 489 amino acids. Gene Ontology annotation, molecular function: retinal dehydrogenase (NAD+) activity.
ACUGAGCUCCAGUGAACUUUAUUCUGCUGCUGCGUCUGAAGGGGUUCCUGCUGCAGUUCUUUAAUUAAGUGUAAUUAGUUCACCUCUAAUCAUGUCUGAAGGUUCUAAAGGUUCUCUUCUGGUUCUGGAGAACUUCAUCGGAGGGAAGUUCGUCUCCUGUCAGAAGCACAUCGAGUCCUUCGAUCCGUCCACUGGAGAAGUUUACUGUCUGAUCCCAGACAGCGGACCACAGGAGGUGGACGUUGCCGUGGCAGCAGCUAAAGACGCCUUCCCUGAUUGGUCGAGUCGCAGCCCUGAAGCCAGAGCUCAGAUCCUGAACAAGCUGGCCGACCUGCUGGAGAAAAACCUGGAGGAGCUGGCCAAGGCCGAGUCCAGAGACCAGGGUAAACCCGUCUCCUUGGCUCGUUCUCUGGACAUCCCUCGCUCGGCGUAUAACUUCCGUUUCUUCUCGUCUUCCAUGCUCCACCACCUGAACGACUGCAGCCCAAUGAACCACCUGAGCUCCCUGAGCUACACCCAGCGCUGCCCGGUGGGCGUCGCCGGCCUGAUCAGCCCCUGGAACUUCCCCCUCCACCUACUCACCUGGAAGAUCGCACCUGCCAUCGCCGCCGGCAACACGGUGGUGGCCAAACCCAGCGAGAUGACGUCAGUGACGGCCUGGAUGAUGUGCAAGCUGAUGCAGGAGGCCGGUGUUCCUCCAGGUGUGGUCAACAUCGUGUUCGGUUCCGGUCCCAGAGCUGGUGAAGCCCUGGUCGGUCAUCCCGACGUCCCAUUGAUCUCCUUCACCGGCUCCACAGUAACGGCCCAGCGAAUCACGGAGCGCAGCGCCCCCUACUGUAAGAAGCUCAGCCUGGAGCUGGGAGGGAAAAACCCGGCGGUCAUCUUCGCUGACGCAGACCUGGAGCGAUGCAUCGAGACCACGGUCCGGUCCAGCUUCUCCAACCAGGGAGAAAUCUGUUUGUGCACCAGCAGGAUCUACGUAGAACGAAGUCUUUACCCCGAGUUCCUGCAGAGGUUUGUGGCUGCAGCUAAGAAAUGGAAAACCGGCGUUCCAUCCGACCCGAGCAGCAACAACGGAGCUCUGAUCAGCAAAGAACACCUGGAGAAGGUCCGUGGUUUCGUGUCUCUGGCUAAGUCUGAAGGCGCUGUGAUCCACUGUGGUGAAGGCGUCGACCGGCUGGAUCUACCGGAACCCAACCGCUCCGGGUACUUCAUGCCGACCACCGUGAUCUCCGGGGUUUCCGACACAUCCAGGGUCAUGCAGGAGGAGAUCUUCGGUCCGGUCACCUGCAUCAGUCCCUUCGACUCCGAGGAAGAAGCCGUCUCCAGAGCUAACGGCGUCCGCUACGGCCUCUCCGCCACCGUCUGGUCCAGAGACGUGGAGAAGGUCCACCGAGUGGCCCAGAAGAUCCAGGCCGGUGUGGUCUGGACCAACUGCUGGCUGAUCGGAGACCCGAACCUGCCCUUUGGAGGCAUGAAGAACUCCGGAGUGGGACGGGAAGGAGGGAAGGAUUCAUAUCACUUCUUCACUGAGGUCAAGACCAUCACCAUCAAACACUGAAGGAACAUCUGGAGAACAAAAAAACGCAGCAAAGAAAAAUGAUUUAACUUUAAUCUCAAUCAGUGUCUGAGCUGCUCCUGAAACACCUGAAGACCUGCAAACUAGAAGAAGAAGAAGAUCCAGAGGGGGGGAUGGAGGCGUUUGUUGUGGACAGAAUGUGUUGAUCAUCUGAGACUGUUGGAGCAGAAACAUGAACCACAGUUCACAUGUUUGAAAGUUCUCAGGAUGUUUCUGUAGAACGCUGUGCAGAAGAAAACCAAUAAACAUGAAUAAAAAGAUAAAACCCCUCACCAAAA